UCUUGGGCUAUUUGCCCCUAAAUCCAGUCCUAGAGUCAACUGAGAAAUACUGGAUCCCGGCCUUGGAGCUUAGAAACUACAUUACCCAGAAGGCCACGGAUGGAAUGGCAUCAGGCGGAGCCAAUGGAGGGUCAGAGAAGGCAUUUCCGUUUGGGCGCUUCCGGAGGGCGGGACCGGUAAUCCUUGUGGCCGGAUUUCAUCUUCUCAGGUUUUUGUCUCAGCGGGUGAGGUUUUCAGUGUCCGCAAGUCCCGUGGAGAAGUCCGGAGAGCGUUGUUCCCAGUCACACAGCCCAUGGUGGGAGCCGCCGGUGGUGCUCACAGCUCCCACGUGGGAUUGAAGCUCGGAGUCGUCACCCAAACCCACGCCAGGGCCGGUCCAGGGACCGCCAUUCCUGCAGCGGCUUCUACUCCCGCCUGGCUCAGCCCACUGAGGGCAAUGGCGGCGCCCCCGCCGAGGAGACGGGCUGAGGUUGGCGUGACCUUUGAGGACAUUGCCCUGUACUUCUCCAGGGAGGAAUGGAGCCUCCUUGAUGAUGGUCAGAGACAGCUGUACCUGAAUGUGAUGCUGGAGAACUUUGAACUUCUAUCCUCCCUGGGUCUCUUUUUAGUGCCCUCCACCGUUGGUCCAUGCCUGCAGAGCCUUAGAGUGCACACCUAUUACUGUAUUGAGGUAGAACAUCAUGUGCUCUAAUACAAUUGAUUUUUAUGGGUUUGAGCAGAUUCAAAUUAUUCUACACAGACUCACGUCACCAGCAUGAAAGUUCCUAACAGAAGCCAUUUCUGGAGGAACAACUAGCAGACCCUUCCUCUCCUCUUUGCGUCUCAUCCUGUGUUUCUGUCCCUUUCUUGGUGAGAUUUUCAUCAUCCACCGACCUUUGGGGCCAAGAAAAGUAUAACAGCUAUUUCCUCAGAGUAUAACUCACUUGUCUUGAAAAUCUUUCUAUGGAAUCAUGUCCAGUCAUG
This is a messenger RNA of Myotis brandtii (Brandt's bat), 963 nucleotides long. Its product is annotated as zinc finger protein 211-like. Gene Ontology annotation, biological process: regulation of DNA-templated transcription. Lineage: Eukaryota; Metazoa; Chordata; Mammalia; Chiroptera; Vespertilionidae. The record is from RefSeq and is a predicted model, not a curated record. The transcript is spliced from 3 exons. Bases 293 to 691 code for a protein of 132 amino acids.